Molecule: messenger RNA, 2799 nt
Organism: Hippocampus zosterae (dwarf seahorse)
Lineage: Eukaryota; Metazoa; Chordata; Actinopteri; Syngnathiformes; Syngnathidae
Product: sodium/potassium/calcium exchanger 3-like
Exons: 17
Coding region: 1021-2793 (590 amino acids)
Biological process (GO): intracellular calcium ion homeostasis; calcium ion transmembrane transport
Cellular component (GO): membrane
Molecular function (GO): calcium, potassium:sodium antiporter activity; calcium channel activity
Source: RefSeq, a predicted model, not a curated record
AGCACUGCAAUAAUAGCAUUUGUGGGGUGGAAACUUGAAUGGGGGGUGGCACGAGAUAGAGAGUUGCUGUCAUGUACACUGUACCGGAUGACACCCCAACACAAACACUGUAUUUCCACAGACUUUCCCCCGUGUAAAUCUUAAAAGCAUUAGCCCAAAGAAACGCGCUUUCUCCUCCUUGCACUGACAUUGGGAGGACUUAUGAUGGCAACACUGUGCUGGCCGAUGUCUUUAUUUGGGGCUGAAGCACAGGAUCAAGUCUUCACUGGGAGAUGAGAGGCUGAAUCAAUAGUGACGUCACUACAUUGUGGUUCAGGGUGAAUCGCGCCAUUGACCACAAGGAGGCACUAUCGUUGGACAUUUAAACUUCCUGAAGACAAUAUUGAUAAGGAUUAUGGCCAGCAUCAUUUUAUUGUUACAUUUAGGAGGUGGGGGGGGAAUGAACGACACUUUGUAGUGGCGCUAGUGCUUUCCUUACAUUUCUAUCAGUUUACUGAUAGUUUACACAGCGGAAUUAGUUUUUUUUUUAAUUGUGCAUUUUAAUGAGAGUCAAUGACAGUAUACGCAGUCCCUAUCCUACAGUUUUGUCGCCCUCUUGUGGUCGUUGAAGGGAAGUGCAGGCGAGAGGAGGAGGAAGAGGAAGAGGAGGGAAGGCGAAGGGGGUUCUUCCAGCAUGUCGCCUCCUGUUGCCGCCCCUCACAGUAGGGGCUGCCGGCGACCUUUCAGUCUGCUCACGUGAACGCAGACAGCCGCGCCACUACGCCGUAACGUGCUACGAGCUGUCCCCAGCUUUGUGGUGCCUGGCCUGUUCGCCGAAUGCGUAGGGCUGGACAACCAAAGUGGAACCGUUUGUUGACUAAUAUUUUUUUUUUGCACGCUCUCUGUAGGAGGUAGUUGGCAGUACAGUAAUAAUUGCAGUAGCGGCGGUAGUGGCAGUGUUGUUUGGUCGCGUUUUGUUCCAGGAUAGUUGUUUGAAGACGGGGCGCAACAAAUGUUUGUGGACAUGCGGCCAACGGAGGAAUGAGAGCAGCGAGGCACCGGCGGCCCUUCCAGCGGUUCUGCUGCUGCGGAGUCGGGCUGCUCGCCGUCUUGUGGCUCGCUCAGGUCAUCCACGCACCAGCAGAGACUUCUGGGUCCCGUCUCGGAGCGGAUGACGGCACGUUGCGAUGGACACGCCAACUCAAGCAGAUGCCCCACAACCAGAGUGUGACUGAACACGACGCAGCCAUUCACGAGUUUCCAGAGGACAUAUUCAAUAAGGAACAGCGGAAGAAUGGAGCCGUCUUACUGCACGUUCUCUGUGCCAUCUACAUGUUCUACGCUCUGGCCAUCGUCUGCGAUGACUACUUUGUUCCUUCGCUUGAAAAAAUAUCGGAGAAUCUCCAGCUGAGUGAGGAUGUUGCCGGGGCAACGUUCAUGGCAGCAGGAAGCUCCGCUCCGGAGCUCUUCACAUCGCUCAUUGGCGUCUUCAUCACUAAAGGGGACGUCGGUGUGGGCACCAUCGUGGGCUCGGCCGUCUUCAACAUCCUGGUCAUCAUCGGCCUGAGCGGCAUCUUUGCGGGCCAGACGGUGAAGCUGACGUGGUGGUCUUUGUUUCGAGACUCCUCCUACUACAUCCUGUCUGUGCUGGCGCUCAUCGGGGUCAUUUACGACGCUGUGGUCGUCUGGUGGGAGUCUUUGCUCCUCAUGACCAUGUACGUGAUCUACAUCAUUAUUAUGAAGUUCAACACGCACCUUCGGACAUUUGUGACGCAACAGUUCCGCCAAGUCGGGCCGUGCUGCGUCGCAUCAGAGGACGGCGGAGAGGACAAAAUGGGAGACGAGGCCUCGGCCUGCCACACCGCCACGGCCCUCCUGAACAAAGCUCAAGUGCAGAAUCAGGAGGGCGGCGCAGUCGUCAUGGUGGACGAGCUUCUCAUCCUCAGCCCUCACAAGCUGUCCUUCUCCGACGCCGGCCUGCGCAUCAUGAUCACGCCGCACUUCUCGCCUCGCACCAGACUCUCCAUGGCUGGCCGUGUGCUCAUCAGCGAGAGGCAGAGACUCAUCCGGAGUUCCGAGUACCGAGGGGGUUCCGCUGCCAACAGCCUGAAGCGGGUGGGCUCCUGCAGUUUGGAGAACGGGGGCGGCGUAGGACACGCGGAGUCCGGAGACAAGCCGGCGGCGGCAGCGGAAGACGACGACGAUGACGGCGGCGGCGUUUUCCACCCCAUGCGCAUCCCAGCCGGCUGCUGGGCCAAGGUCAAGUGGGUCACCACGUGGCCCCUGGGCCUCCUGCUCUACUGCACGGUGCCCAACUGCGUCGUCCCGCGCUGGCAUCGCUGGUUCAUGGUCACCUUUGCGGCCGCCACGCUGUGGAUCGCCGUCUUCUCCUACCUCAUGGUGUGGAUGGUCACCAUUGUGAGCGUCACCUUAGACAUCCCAGACUACAUCAUGGGCAUCACCUUCUUGGCAGCGGGGACCAGCGUGCCCGACUGCAUGGCGAGCCUCAUCGUUGCCAGACAAGGCAUGGGCGACAUGGCCGUGUCCAACUCCAUUGGCAGCAACAUCUUUGACAUCUUGCUGGGUUUGGGCUUCCCGUGGGCUCUUCGCACGCUGGUGGUGGACCACGGCUCAUUCGUGCCCAUCAAUAACAAAGGCCUGGUGUAUUCCGUCGUCCUGCUGCUGGCGUCCGUGUUGCUCACCGUGACGAGCGUCCAUCUGAACGGCUGGCGGUUGGAUCGGCGCCUGGGCCUGGGCCUGUUGUUCCUCUACGCCAUCUUCCUGCUCUGCUCCAUCCUCUUCGGGCACAUGUGAAGUCAA